AUGGUACAAACGCGCAGUCUUGCAGACGCUCACCUGCGGAAGCCGUCCUGCGGGGUCUUGCGAGCGGACGUCACGACGUCGCCGUCUUCCAUGUUCACCGAGAGCGAUGUCGACAGGGGACUUAAAACCAGAGACAACUUCCCGGAACACGGCAAACAAGAACGAUUUCGAGUAGAACGGAACGACGUUCACGUUACGAUUUCGCCUGAGCCAGUCGCCUACGGCAGGGCGCCCGACGAGCGACCUCUACCUCUGGCGGACAGUGUGAUCUCUGAAAUAAGAGAACUUAUAGAGGAUGAGUCGCACGUAGACUUGGUUAAGUUGGCAGAAAUCGCUCGCGGAGGCUUACCUGCCGCGCUUCGCGGCGAUGUCUGGCGUUACCUCCUCGGAGUCGCCAAGGCGGACAAGUCCGAGGAGCUCACCCACGAAAAGGAGCUCGCAGCAGCAUACCAGCGGUUACGGCGUUCGGCGCUCGCAGCGCUCGGGCAGAUCGGUCAAGGUUUGACGGAGACGUUGCACGGCGCUGAGGUCUCGGAAAGAGGCGGGUUCCUCUCGGCCGGUGGAGCUGCCGCCAGCGCACCGCUGCCGGCUCUGCCACGCUCCCAGACUGUAUCCGAGGAUACAGGUCGUGACUACCUGAGUGUUCAGGCUUCGUCCCCACGAGCGGGACGGGCGGUUGGUCACUCCGAUCUGGAGACUGAUUGCAAUGCAUUUGGAAGAGGCAGCCUCGAAUAUACGGGAAUGCAAGGACCGGAGCCCGCGCUCCUCAAUGACGCAGGCGAGAUGCAUGUUGCCCUGACACUGGAGCAGAGUACCAACUGGGACGGAAGCCUCGCCCGUCGAAUCCGAAACGACGCGAAACGACGUAUCGAACGAGAGCGCCUUCGAAUCGAACACAGUCGGUGGCGUCGAAGCCGGCUAACCAUGAGCUCCCAACACGGUCGCAUGUUUCCGAGUCAGAAACGAGCUCCAGAUGUGCAGGUUGUGGACAAGCCCAGAGAGCAACAAGAUCGCUCGUUGCGAAAUGUGGGUAGCGAGACCAACCUGGUGAAUCCGCGACUGGUGCGAGCGGCUGGGCCGUAUCACGGCCUAUCGGACGGUGACGAAUCAGUGAAAGCACCUUCGCGCCCGCCCUCCGCUCCGACGCAGAGUGGCGUUAUGGAGUACACGCUACCGCAACAGCUGGAUCAUGAUGAGGCGGUCCUAUGCUCCAGUCCAGAGUCGACCUCAUCUGCCACCAAUUCCAUGCGAUCUGCUGAAGCUGCAACACUCCAAACGAUCGGCGAGGGCAGUGUUCUGGAAGCGAGGGACGGAAUGGAGGUACCUGCUGGCACCGAGGUACUUGUUGAGAAUGAUGUAACUUGUUCGGGAAGUCGCUUGGAACGCGCCAGCGGUGAUAGCAUCACAACCGGAAUCAGCACGACUAGAGGGCUGGCGUCCGCCAUGCGCACACCGCAUGCUGCACUUGUUCGAUGUUACGUUAGCGUGCUCUGUACCUAUCUCUAUGUCGUGGAGCUCAGCGUGCGACAUAUGGUGGCCCUGCCGCUAAUCAUGCCGCUUGAUACGAAACACGGCUCAACUACGGAACUGGAAAAAGUGAAUGAUGUGCUGAUGAGCCUCGGCACGCCGGUGGAGUACGCACCCACCAUGGUAUCCCUGGUGCAUGUAUUCGUGCAGGUAUUCACAUCUGCUCGAGAAAUGGAUGUGUAUUAUGGGUUUUGCGCAUUGAUGCAUCGAUUCGGACAUGUGCUGCUGUUCACUACACAUGGUGAUGGUCUGACUCGAGCUACGGCGCAUUUCUUGAUGCUGUUUCGGACCUUGCUGCCGGACUUGGCGGACUUUUUUGAGUCUGAGGAGAUCGAGCACCAGCGAUGGCUACACGGCUGGCUGCAAGGUCUGUUUUCACGCGGGGAGAUGCCGGUAGAGAGUACGCUCCGCAUAUGGGAUUUCUAUUUAUCAUCGGGUCUUGAAAUGCAUCCAUAUGUCUGCCUGGCGGUACUCGACCUGCUGCAGGAAGAAAUAACGGAAUUGGACGGGCCCGAGGUCGUUACCUACCUCGGCAAGCUACCGGAUAAUUUGGACCCGGAGAAGCUCUUAACGCGAGCGGUGACGAUCAGAGAGACUGCCCUGGGCAGUGGUCUGGUACCGCCACGCUUGUCAGAAGAGCAACCUGAUGAUUCAAACCGCUCCUUCGGCAUCGCCUCGCUGCGGUACCGUGACGACUGA
Messenger RNA from Cyanidioschyzon merolae strain 10D, 2226 nucleotides. RefSeq names its product similar to plant adhesion molecule 1, PAM1. The transcript has a single exon. Gene Ontology annotation, molecular function: GTPase activator activity. The record is from RefSeq and is a predicted model, not a curated record. Gene Ontology annotation, biological process: activation of GTPase activity. NCBI's taxonomy places the organism in Eukaryota, Rhodophyta, Bangiophyceae, Cyanidiales, Cyanidiaceae. Bases 1 to 2226 code for a protein of 741 amino acids.